Molecule: messenger RNA, 1662 nt
Organism: Amorphotheca resinae ATCC 22711
Lineage: Eukaryota; Fungi; Ascomycota; Leotiomycetes; Helotiales; Amorphothecaceae
Exons: 2
Coding region: 1-1365 (454 amino acids)
Cellular component (GO): nucleus; cytosol
Molecular function (GO): RNA 7-methylguanosine cap binding; mRNA binding
Source: RefSeq, a predicted model, not a curated record
AUGGCUACCGACAUGGACAUAGAUAUGGAUCUUGAUGUGGGUUUGGUGGACGAAGACAUGGCUGUCCCGGAGAUUGAGAUUACGCCAGAACCUGAUCAACAAAUGCCCAGCGAAGCAAAGCCUAACGAUACCUCCGGAGAAGACGCUCUUCAACCCGCCCCGCAAAAGGUUCACAUUCGUGGUUUGGACGAUCUCACAACCAAGGACAUAAAAUUAUUUGCUUCCGAAUACUUCAGCGCCUAUACACCGACCAAUAUUGAAUGGAUCGACGAUACCUCUGCGAAUCUAGUUUACGAAACACCAGAUAUUGCCCAGGAAGCUUUGCUCGCAUUUGCAGCGGCCGAGAUCUCAGAUAUCUCUCCGAUUCCAAUUCUCCAAACAGUCCCUGCCAAACCACCCCCUCUACAUCCCCAGACAAAACUGGAGGUCCGAUUAGCCGUCCUUGGAGACCGCAAGCAGGCAGGUGCACGUGAGAGGAGCCGAUUCUAUCUGUUCAACCCUCAGUAUGACCCAGCUGAGCGCCGAAAGGGGGCUGGAUACAGGGGAGAGACUAGAUACAGAGAUCGAGAUGAUGGCGGAUACCGCAGCCAGCGAUAUGAUGAUAGAGAAAAUCGAAAGCGUCGGAAUGGGGAUGCAGAAUCGGGCUUUGAUGCUAGCCUAUACGACGACGAUGAAGCCGCCCUUGCACAUCGAGCAGCGAGAAAGAAGGCUCGCCGAGACUCUACAUCAUCGGGGAGCGAUUACAGGGGGCAGAAUUCUCGACGCGCUCGGUUCCGAGGAGCAGCAGGCAAAGAGUUAUUUCCAGAUCGUGUAGAUAGGGAUAGCGGGAGAUUAAGAAACCGCAGCGCUUCACCUGUUCGUGGCAGUGAUGGCUUUGAAGAGACCGUGGAGUCCCGAGAUGUCGGCAAGCGAAGACGAGACAAUGCAGCGUCUAAGAACCGCGAAAGCGCCCAGACAAUUAAAGCAAGACUUCGGGAGACGGCUUCCCCCAAGGAACUUUUCCCCCACAAGAUAGGAGUUAGCCAUCAUCGCUCUGAUGCAUUUGAUGCAGCGGAUACCACAGCGGAUUUGUUUGCGAAGCAGAUGUCGGUUCCCUUCAUGGAUGGGAGCAGUGAUCGACAUCCCACCAAUGACUCUCUUGCUUCUCGAAUCUCCCGCAGGCCUGAUUCUGAGCUGGGCCGACUGAAUAUUCGAGGAGUAGCUAAAGCUUCAGCAACCCAGGAUUUCACCAUCAAAGGAAUAGCCCCAAAUCCUGGAGUCAAGGAGCUCUUCCCGUCUCGCGGCAAUGCUGGGAAAGAGCUAUUUGCGGAGCGGCUGGAGGGAAGAGGGCUUAGGAGGCAGAAGGCAGAAGAUCUGUUUUAUUGAUCCACUGUUGAGAAACGACGUUAAGGGGGGAGGGUAGAAAAGAGGACGAGCUCGUGCACCCAGGGCAGCUUGUGGGAGGAUAGAGUGAGCUUUCAUCCGUGACGGGGGCGUUGGAUAUCCAGAUACCAUUAAAUCUCGGCGUUUGCGACCUCUAGUAAAGGUCACAGCUCGCAUAAAUAGAAGAAGUACCAGACGUCUUCAGCUGUCAGUAGGCACUUGCACGAAGAAUGACGAGACAGCUUCGCGGGGACCUUCGUAUGAAGCAUGUCCGUAGAGGUCGAGCAGUAUAUAUUUCCC